AUGUUUUCGUCUUCUAUCUUCACUGGGGCACUGGCCCUUCUGGCCAUCAACGGCGUUAACGCUGGGCCAUGCCGCCCUUCAUCGGUUUUGACCACCGAAACAUCGGCUGCUAUCACUUCAGUUGUAACCGAGAGCUCUGUCGCGGCAAUCCAUGAUACGACUACCACGGUCUCCCUCACUACCGAUCUUUCUGCUACUACGACUGGGGCGACUACCAUCUCGGAGGGUGUCUUGACUUCUGAAACCGCCACCGUUGACACCACCACUGUCUUGUUGAUCACCAAGACUACACAGGUUACUCAAGACACUACAACGACCUUGCCAGCCACUACCACGACUACGGCUGCUGCUGGGCCGGAGUGUCAGGUUGACAGUGAUUGCAGUGUCAGUGGACAAGAAUGCAACAACGGCGUCUGUGAAACCCCAGGAAAUCAAGAUCCCUGCAAUGACAACUCCGACUGUCUCUUAUCCACCAACCCGCUGUGUGCUUUGGGGCUCUGCGAAUGCAACAGCAACGGGUAUUGCGAAACCAGCAGCGGCUGA
Fusarium sp. VM40 is the source of this 543-nucleotide messenger RNA. NCBI's taxonomy places the organism in Eukaryota, Fungi, Ascomycota, Sordariomycetes, Hypocreales, Nectriaceae. The record is from the annotation of a GenBank genome assembly.